Molecule: messenger RNA, 744 nt
Organism: Cladocopium goreaui
Lineage: Eukaryota; Dinophyceae; Suessiales; Symbiodiniaceae
Source: the annotation of a GenBank genome assembly
CUGGAAGCCAUUUCUGAGGAUUUGAAGUGGUUGGUUCUGUUGGUGCCCAAAGCGCGAGAGCUUUACCACCUCGGGUGAUGAAACUCGUCCCCAAAAGCGCGAAUGCCGCAUGGCGCAUUCAAACCCGUUUUUUAAAACACUUUUUGAAGUUGCAUCUUCCAAAAUGUGCAAAGAAACGCAGAUCCAGUUGCGCGGAACACUCGUGGAACAUGGUGGAACUCUAGACAACCUAGCCGCUGCUCUCCCAUUGGAUAGCUCCAUCGGAACUUACGGUACACAUACUUGCCAGCUCCAAAAUUCCCUCACAAUGCACCUGGACAUCAGUCGACCAGUGGCGAGCAGAUACAGAAUUCAACUAGGCUGCCAGGUGUUCUCAAUCCUGGCAUGCGAGCUGUCUUCGGCUCAGUGAUACACGUACUGCUGCAGGGUAGAUCCUUUCCAGGUGCUCUCAGAUGCUCUCCGCCUCCGGAAAGAAGCUGAACCUUAAGAGUUUAAAAAAACUCGAAUGAACUCGAUCACCUUGAUGAGAAGCUUGGGGAAUGGAAGACGAUGGAAGCGAUGGAACGAGGCAGCCAUCGCGUCUUUGACAUUUUGAGAUAUUUUGAGUGUGGACAACGUGGAGUGGACUUGAUGCCGAAGAGUCACCAAGAAACUGAGAGAUGCGAAAUCCUUUGACUCAGCGGUGAAAUGAUAAGAACCUUGAGAAGGGCGGAACAGUCGCUGCCUUCCAGAACCCAAAAUGGA